AUGAUGCCGCCGGGCCAGACUAUCGUCAUCUCCGGCCCAUCGGGCGUGGGGAAAGGAACCCUGAUUCAGAAGCUACAAGACACGCACCGCGGACUCUUUACGCUUACGGUUUCACACACCACAAGAAGCCCUCGACCAGGUGAGGUUGAUGGGGUGAACUACUACUUUGUCUCCCGCGCACAGUUUUCUGCUCUUAUCGCUCAGAACGGCUUCAUAGAGCACACAACAUUUAGCGGUGCCAUGUACGGCACUAGCAAACGAGCUAUAGUAGACCAAGCAGCCAAAGGCGUGAUUCAAGGGACCGUUGUUCUCCUCGACAUUGACCAGGAAGGUAUCAAGCAGCUAAAGCAAAGUCCCGAUAUUCCCGCCGCUCUGUACGUCUUCGUCAAACCUCCCAGUCUUGAUGAGCUUGAGAUCCGUCUCCGGAGCCGGGGCACUGAGAAGGAGAAGGAUAUACAACGACGGAUGACACAAGCCAAGGCAGAGUUGGAUUACGCAGAUACAACACCCGGGCUCCAUCAUGACCUCGUCAUUGUUAAUGACAACAUUGAAAAGGCAUACAAAGAGCUCGAGGAGUUCAUAUUCCGGUAA
Molecule: messenger RNA, 591 nt
Organism: Verticillium nonalfalfae
Lineage: Eukaryota; Fungi; Ascomycota; Sordariomycetes; Glomerellales; Plectosphaerellaceae
Gene: GUK1
Product: guanylate kinase
Exons: 1
Coding region: 1-591 (196 amino acids)
Biological process (GO): purine nucleotide metabolic process
Cellular component (GO): cytosol
Molecular function (GO): GMP kinase activity
Source: RefSeq, a predicted model, not a curated record